CCUUAAAGUCACCAGAAUAUUGAUCUUUUGGACCACAACCGCCCAAACCUCCCAGCCAUGAUUUCAGGAUGAAUGGAGAGGUUCACAAAGAAUUGUAGAGGCUUCCAAAAGAGAGAGGAGCCACAGGAAACCUUUCUGCUUUUCUCCCCUCCAGAGUUCUGCCAUCUUCCUCCAGACGCUGGUCCAUGCUUUGGGUACAUACCCCGUUAUUUCUACAACCCCAAGUCCGACAAAUGUGAGAAGUUCAUUUAUGGGGGUUGCCGUGGGAAUCAGAAUAAUUUCAAGACUUUCAAGAGCUGUCACUACACCUGUGUAGAGAAACCUGGCACCUGCCCCAGACCUCCUGCAGGGAUUGACACCAUCUGCCCACUAAGAUGUCUGAGUGACUGGUCCUGCCCUGGCAAGAAGAAGUGCUGCCCGUACGGAUGCAAGGUGGACUGCAUGAACCCCAAAUAAGGUGAGAGGGACAAUUGUCAGUGUUUGUGUAUGUGCAACACCAAGAAACUGGAGUGCCAGGUCUGUAGCAAGGACUGGAAAAGGGUUGUUUACCUUGCUGGCAUUUAGAACUUUUAAUUUCCAUCUAAUAUUUGGAGCAGGCUUCUUUUCUGCUGCUUCUGAG
Anolis carolinensis (green anole) is the source of this 619-nucleotide messenger RNA. RefSeq names its product kunitz-type serine protease inhibitor PPTI-like. Lineage: Eukaryota; Metazoa; Chordata; Lepidosauria; Squamata; Anolidae. Gene Ontology annotation, molecular function: serine-type endopeptidase inhibitor activity. Gene Ontology annotation, cellular component: extracellular region. The record is from RefSeq and is a predicted model, not a curated record. The coding region runs from base 73 to 456 and encodes 127 amino acids. The transcript is spliced from 2 exons. Gene Ontology annotation, biological process: negative regulation of peptidase activity.